Messenger RNA from Silurus meridionalis, 4649 nucleotides. RefSeq names its product catenin (cadherin-associated protein), alpha-like 1 (gene ctnnal1). Bases 12 to 2312 code for a protein of 766 amino acids. Gene Ontology annotation, biological process: cell adhesion; Rho protein signal transduction. NCBI's taxonomy places the organism in Eukaryota, Metazoa, Chordata, Actinopteri, Siluriformes, Siluridae. Gene Ontology annotation, molecular function: actin filament binding; cadherin binding. The transcript is spliced from 19 exons. The record is from RefSeq and is a predicted model, not a curated record.
CCCGCUCGGGAAUGGCUUCGUCUCCGAGCGGCGGCAGCGGCGGUGGCGGUGGUGGUGGUAACUUUGAUUGCGGACUCGAAAUCAAAACUCGGUCGGUGGAACAAACCCUCAUCCCGCUGGUGUCUCAGAUCACUACAUUGAUCAAUCACAAGGACAAGCUAAAGAAGACUGAGAAGACCUCGCGGGCCAUCCAGAGGGUAGGCCACGCGGUCAGCGCCGCCGUGAGUCGCUUCGUGGCAGUCGGAGAGGCCAUCGCGCUCGAGAACGAAGAAUUGAAGGAAGAAAUGGGUCACGCCUGCUUCGAGGCCAGACGAGCAGGCACGGCCAUAGCGCAGCUGACGGACAUGUGCAGUGCUGAGACGAGCGAAGCGGCCGCCUGCAGCAGCGCGUCGAGCGACAGGAUGGGCAUGGUGAAAGCGGCUCGCCUGCUCCUCUCCUCAGUCACCAAAGUGCUGGUGCUCGCAGAUCGCGUCGUCAUCAAACAGAUCAUCAGUUCUCGCAACAAAGUGCUGGUUACACUGGAACAGCUGGAACGAGUCAGCACCUUUCAGGAGUUUGUGCAGAUCUUCAGUCAAUUCGGCAAUGAGAUGGUGGAAUUUGCGCACCUUACGGGGGACAGGCAGAAUGAUCUGAAGGAUGAGAAGCAGAAGGCGCGCAUGGCUGCAGCCCGAGCCGUGUUGGAGAAAUGCACCAUGAUGCUCCUCACUGCUUCUAAGACAUGUCUGAGGCACCCAGACUGCGAGUCCGCACGAAUCAACAAGAACGCCGUGUUCCAGCGCAUGCGUCUGGCUCUGGAGCAGGUUAUCGAGAUUGUAACAGAUGCCAGGAGCAGUGGCGAGGCCAAAACACUGCCCAUCAGUAUCUAUGCUGGAAUUAAAGACCUUAAGAAUAAGGUGGAAGGGUUGAGGGAAUCUCUGUACUGUUUGCCGUGUGAGACCGUAGCAGCUCAGCUGGAGGCUCUGGUAGAACAGACCGAAGACUUCACCGAUUCGGCGUACACUAGCCAUGAGCAGCGCGAGAGCAUCCUGCAGCUCUGCCACGUGACACAGCAGGAAGCCAAACAGCUCAUCUCCGCCUGGAGUCAAGCACAGUCAAUCAAAGCCAAAGACGUGACUGAGGAAUUGGAAGUGGCUAUUCUGAAGACCUGUCAUAAUCUCGCUGAGCUAAGACGUGAGCUCCACAAGGUAGCAGUGGGACGGGCCAGCGAGCUGCUGAAGCUGCACUCGGAUCACGCCGUGCUCCAGGCUCUGAAGUCUACAGGAGGUGAGGGCAACGUCGAGGCAGUGGCUGAUUACGCCCGCACGCUCACUGAGCACAGGGAACAGCUGGUAGAGACCUGCAGACUGCUGUGCCACAUCUCGGGGACGGAGCCUCUGGAGAUCACGUGCAUUCAUGCAGAGGAGACCUUCCAUGUCAUUGGUCCACAGAUCAUCUCAGCAGCUCAGACACUGGCUCUUCACCCCAAAAGCAAGAUAGCCAAAGAGAACCUGGACGUCUUCUGCGAGGCCUGGGAGUCGCAGCUGUGCGACAUGGCCAUCCUGCUCAAAGAGAUCAGCGACGUGUUUGAAGGCCGCAGAGGCGAUAAAAGAUCAUACCUGUCGUUACCUCGGCCAGGGAAGCACUCUGCCAAUCUGAAGACUCCGAAGGCGGCCAAGCUCGACACAGAGGUGUGUUGUAGUGCUCAGGAUCAGACCACCAUCAUCAAGUUGGGACACGAACUCCGACAUCUUACCUCAGAUGUAGAUUUGGAGCUGGAGCGCUGGGAGAAUCAGGAGCACGAGGUGGUCCGACACUGUCAGGGCAUGUCCAGUAUGGCGUACUCCAUGUACCUCUUCAGCAGGGGUGAAGGCCUGUUGAAGACCACUCUGGACCUUUUCCAGCAAGCUGAGGUUCUAUCAGAGUUGGGUCUGCAGCUGUGCUCCUUCCUGCACUCCUUCUCCGCACAGCUGGUGGAUGAAGAGAAAAUGCUUCUGACGUCCGAGACGGAGAAACUGACAGCUUUUUGUCAGCAGCUCCAAAUUUGUGCCAAGACUCCAGUCCAGGGAAAGAGUGCCACGUUCCAGAAGGUGGACUCGACUAUACACAACACCAAAGGAGUGAUGACAGUGGUGGCGUCUCUCUUACCGCUGUGUGAUAAACUAAUCCGAAAGUGUAAAUCAGAGUGCAGCAGUGUGGAUUCGCCUCAGGCCUGGAGAGAGAAGCAGCACACGCCGGUCAAAGACGACGCACUCAAUGGAAAAAACUCGAACAGCUUCAGGGUUAAAUCCCUGGAGCAGCACAUGACCGGUCUCACCUUCUUAGAGAGCAAGUAGCUCGGAGUCCUUAAAGUCCAGAGCUAAUGAAACCUGGAGUAUCAUUCUGAACGAACACACACACACACACACACACCGUGGCUACAUAUGUUUAAUGUUGUGCAGUGGUUCCUGGCAUUCCAGCUGCACUACUCUCAAUUUAUUGAAGUCCAAAAGUCUUUUAACCAAGAACUGCUUUUAUUUCAGAAUACAUCAUUUUUCCUUUUUUUUUUUUAUAAUUAACAAUUAGAACCAAUAUUAUGUAAUAAAAUAUAGCAGAAAGCCACAGUAGGUUAUGUCUUCUAGGGAUAUAAUCCUGGAUAGAUGUGUUCUUAAAACCUUAUCGGUUUACAUCUAAGCAAAUGAACACAGAAUUCCAGCCAAUCAGAUUUUAGAAUAGUUUUUUUUUAUAAUUAAAAACCGUAAUAAUUGGUAAAGGAAGAUUUUUGAGAUUGGGUUUUUAUUAUUCGAAUUUUCUUUGUUGUUGUUGCUGCAUACCCAGUUUCUCUUUUUAGCUUAAAUUUUUAGAAGUAAAAAAGGAAAGGGGGAAAAAAAAAAACUAACUUAUUGAAACGAAUCUAUAAGAUCAAAAGUAUUUGGACACCCGACUUUUCAGCCACAUAUUCCCACAAAGUUGUACACACUAUACGUCUUCAACUAGGAGACCCAAACCUGUUCCAGCAUAACAACGCCCCUGUGCACAAAGCAAACUCCAUGAGGAUAUGCUUUACAUGUUUUAGAGUGGAAGAUCUCCUGCUAUAAACCUCCAAAACUACCGAACACCUUUGGGAUGAACCCUCAACUUACCUACAUCAGUACCUAACUUUACUAACACCUUUGUAGCUGAAUUCAUCUCAUACAACUAUCCAAAAAAAUCUUGUAAAACAUCUUUCCAGAAGAGUGAAAGAUAUUAUAACAGGAAAUAGGGACUAAAGAUGGAAUGGAAUGUUUAAAAAAAAAAAAAUCUUAAAGUCAGGUGUUACAAACGUUUGUCUUUAUAGCGUAUCGGGUCGUUUAAUUUCAGAAGCCGAAAUGUCUACAAUUAAAAACAAAAAAAAAGUGAUAACAUACUUUAGCUUUUUAUAUGAUAUAAUUUUUUAAUAUUGGUAUAAACCGAGUAUAUUGGUAUAAACGCAUUGGCGUUUUAAGCACUAAUGAAAUAAAAACAGUUCUCUCGAGACUUUUGCACUCGACGGCAAACAAAAAACAUUGAUCAAAACUGCACAAUUUUCUCCCUCUUCAUAAAACCCAGUGCAUGUUUUCGGGUCAAUUCCACACUGGGCUGCUAUUCACGCCUGCUGAAAAAGCUACCGCUAAGAAGGUGUUUAUAUUUUAUAUCGUGUGUACUAGAGGUCGACCGCUAGUGGCUUGUACCGAUUGCUAGGUUGGAUCAUAUUUGCUGAUAACCAGUUAAUCAACUGACAGUUUUUUUUAAAUGAAUACUAGGAAAAAAAAAAGUACUUAACUUUAUUAUAAAAAUAAGCUAAAUGAAAUAAAUGUGAUCUGGCGCUCCCCUUAAAGUGCGCUGUCUCGCGAGUAAAAUCAAAAUACAUGUGGUGUCAGUGAUUUGCCUCUAGAGGCCACUCUUGUUACUUUGUCAGCAGCUUCAGCAAUGGAUGCAACCUGGAAAAACUAUCAGUAUGGAUUUUUGCCUACUAUCGGUGGUGAUUAAUCGGCAAAAGCGAUGAAUCGGUCGACCUCUAGUGUUAACAGCACAGUGUAAUAUAUAUAUAUGAAAUCCAGCUCGGGGACCGUUAGUUUAGAAAAACCGACGCUCUGUGUUUAAUGCAUCUGCCUCAUUUAUUAGAUGACGCCAAAUACGUCCGGCUCCAUCUCCUCUCAGGCUGUGAAACGUCACGUCACAAAGGUUUUGUUUUUCCAGAAAUGCUGAAUGACUGUUGAAAUGACUGCGAUCCUGAAAAAAAAAUCUGUGCUGAAGAAAGUCACGAAAGUAUCAAUGUGACCGUCACAGUAUUACGAAGCAAGUUUUGUUGGUGUACUUUGUUGUAGUGGCAGUAACCGCCUGCUCCUAUGCGUCCAAUAGGUCACUGUGAUUCGUAACGUUACUUGAAACGUGAAUUGCACCGAGCUCUGGUACUAACGGUCCGGAUGAAGACUUUCCAAAAAUAAAUACAUAAAUAAAUAUUGAUGCAUCGAUACACUUGUUUUGGUACCUGAGCUGGAAGCUGAGCGAAAUGUCCAAAAGAAAUGUAUCUACACUUGGAAUUGUGCUUUUGUCAAACUGUUAGCUUAAGUAAAGCCUGAGACCUGGAGUGAAACUACUUUUGGACCAUUUUGACAGUUGAAUGAUUGUUGAACAAAGAAAGUCUAAAUAAAAAUAUAUACGUUAUUUUCUUA